UGCUGCUCUGGUUUAGGCGGCGGGUUGGCUGAAUUCGGGGGAUGGCUAUUACCGCCUGUGAGGAGUGGCUGGAUAUGUCAGGGCUCGAGGGGAGAGACGCUGGUUGUGGUGAAAGGGCUGAAAAGGACUCUGAGGAGGGAGCAGGAGGAAAAGGAGGGGUGAGAGGAGAUGAGGAUACGUUGCCUGUGCACAACUGGAUGCAGCCGGGAGUGCAGCAGUGCCUGUGGGAGGCAAGGAAAAGAACCUGCCUGGAAUGGAGGAGAGCGAUGCAGCACAGUUGCUGUUGUCAGGACUCCCUCCACCCUUCAUCUGCCGCCACGCUGGAUUCUGUGCUAAUGAGAAAGAGCCAGAGCAGAGCAGGAGGCGCAGCCACUUUCCAUGUACUGCUGCUGAUGCUGUUUCCAUCGCUGUGCUGUUACCACCUGUGCCACUCUCUAUGGGUUCCAAAUAUCUCCUCCUAUGCAAAAGCAGAGGACAAACUGUUCAAAUAUCUCUUCAGAAACUACCAGAAAUGGGUGCGUCCGGUGGAGUACCUCAAUCAGACCAUCCGUGUGAAGUUUGGGUUGGCCAUCUCCCAGCUGGUUGAUGUGGAUGAAAAAAACCAAUUAAUGACAACUAAUGUCUGGAUGAAACAGGAAUGGGUUGAUAUGAAACUGAGAUGGAGCCCUGAGGACUUUCUGGGAAUCACAACCAUCCGCGUUCCAUCAGACAGGAUCUGGCUCCCUGAUGUUGUGCUGUAUGACAACUCAGAUGGACGUUUUGAGGGAACAGUCACGAAGGCUGUUGUUAAGUAUGAUGGGACCAUUUUAUGGAACCCACCAGCCAAUUACAAGUCAGCCUGCACCAUCGACGUCACCUUCUUCCCCUUUGAUCUCCAGAACUGUUCAAUGAAGUUUGGCUCUUGGACCUAUGAUGGCUCACAGGUGGACGUCCUUCUGGAAGACUUCCAUGUUGAUAAGCAGGAUUAUUUUGACAACGGAGAAUGGGAGAUAGUGAAAGCCACAGGCAGCCGUGGUCUGCGGACCGACGGCAGCGGCUCCUAUCCCACCAUCACCUACUUCUUUAUUAUCCGCAGGCUGCCUCUUUUCUACACUCUCUUCCUAAUCAUUCCUUGCAUUGGCCUGUCCUUCCUCACCAUCCUCGUCUUUUAUUUGCCCUCAAACGGAGGCGAAAAGAUCUCUCUCUGCACCUCGGUCCUGGUGUCUCUCACAGUCUUCCUCCUGGUCAUCGAAGAGAUCAUCCCUUCCUCCUCUAAGGCAAUCCCUCUCAUUGGGGAAUACCUGGUCUUUACCAUGAUUUUUGUCACGCUCUCGAUCGUCAUCACCGUCUUCGCAAUCAACAUCCACCAUCGCUCCUCAUCGACGCAUCACGGCAUGGCUCCGUGGGUGAGAAGGAUCUUCCUACAUCGACUGCCUAAGCUGCUGUGCAUGCGCAGCCACGUGGACCGUUACACUGCAGCCGGAGUGCCUGAAAUGAGAAGAAGCGGCGGACUGGGAAAGCUGAGGCCAACUCCUGAGCUCAGCCCUCCUCUGUACACCCAGCACAACCUCCGAGCAGCGUUGGAGUCCAUUCGCUACAUCACCACGCACGUGGUUAAAGAGAACCAGGUCAGAGAGGUGGUGCGAGACUGGAAGUUUGCCGCUCAGGUCUUGGAUCGAAUGUUUCUGUGGGCCUUCCUGCUGGUGUCGGUUCUGGGCUCGGCUCUCCUUUUCAUCCCCGUCAUUUACAAGUGGGCCAGCAUCAUCGUCCCUGCUCAUCCUGGCAGCGCUCUCUAGAAACAUGCGGUUUAGAUUUAACGGGGCGACGUAAGAAAAGCACAUGAAUUGCUCUUCAACACCAUUUUUGACAUUGGAAUGACUGAGAAGGCCAUUCAGCCACAUUCCUUCCCAUUCAGUUUCUGAGAUGCUGUUGUGCCAGAAAUAAUGCUGCAACUUUAAACACUGCUAUUUGAGACACAUACACGUCCUUUACUAUGGCAUUAUUUUAAGCUUGUUUCUAACGUGCGGCUGGACAGGAAAAGCAACAAAAGAAAACACCAAUGCACAUAUUUAUGUAGUUUGGACUUCGGCAGUAAAUGAAACAACAAUGAUUUCUAAUUCUGUAUUUCUCUGAUUUGUAGCCGGUCAUCUGCAUAACAGUGUUCUGUAGCGAGUAGAUACAAAUUGUGGUUUCCGGUGCAGAGCAAGAUAAUCCAGGGAGAACAUAUCCUUUGAGUAAAAGCAUGUCAUCAA
Fundulus heteroclitus (mummichog) is the source of this 2231-nucleotide messenger RNA. It is a transcript of the gene chrna5, whose product is annotated as cholinergic receptor, nicotinic, alpha 5. Gene Ontology annotation, cellular component: neuron projection; postsynaptic membrane; synapse. NCBI's taxonomy places the organism in Eukaryota, Metazoa, Chordata, Actinopteri, Cyprinodontiformes, Fundulidae. Gene Ontology annotation, molecular function: acetylcholine-gated monoatomic cation-selective channel activity; transmembrane signaling receptor activity. Gene Ontology annotation, biological process: nervous system process; chemical synaptic transmission; signal transduction. The record is from RefSeq and is a predicted model, not a curated record.